AAAGCCACGUCAUAUUUUGUAUGCUUUGUGAGUUAGGUUCGCGAAGUCUUAGUUUGUUAUAAAAAAUUACUUUUCAAUAACUGAAAAUAUGAACAUAUUUCGACUCUUAGGUGACUUAUCGCAUCUCCUCGCGGUUAUUAUCCUUCUGCUUAAAAUAUGGAAAACGCGAAGCUGUGCCGGUAUAAGUGGCAAAUCGCAAAUUCUGUUUACUAUUGUAUACACGUUGCGUUACAUAGAUUUGGUGACAACAUACAUUUCAGCGUAUAACACAUUUAUGAAAAUCAUUUUUAUUGUAGCCUCUUGUGCUACGGUUUCUUUAAUGUAUGUUAAAUUUAGAGCAACAUAUGACCAUAAUCAUGAUACAUUUAGAAUCGAGUUUUUAGUCGUGCCUGCAUUCCUAUUGGCACUAUUGAUCAAUCAUGAUUUCACAAUCAUGGAAGUUUUAUGGACGUUCAGCAUUUAUCUGGAAUCUGUAGCAAUACUGCCGCAGUUAUUUUUGGUGUCAAAAACGGGGGAGGCAGAAAGCAUUACCAGUCAUUAUUUGUUUGCUUUGGGAUCUUAUAGAGCACUUUAUUUGUUGAAUUGGGUUUACCGCUAUUACGCGGAGGAUCAUUAUGAUUUAAUUGUUAUAAUUGCUGGUUUAGUACAAACAGUUCUAUACUGUGACUUUUUCUACCUCUAUAUUACCAAAGUAUUGAAAGGCAAGAAAUUACAACUACCUGCUUAGCUGUUUAAAAGUAUUAUUAUUUGAAGAACUUACGAGUGCUCGUUCGGGCAACAUUAAUUGAGUUUAUAUAAAUUUUGGCAAUAUUCAAAAACUCAAGGAAUGCUGGUGUAUAAAGUGUACAUUUUAUUAAGUACAAAGCAUUCCAAUUUCUUGUACUUUUACCAUCACAUGACAUCCAUGCGCAACUGUUCAUCUUAAGUCCAUGCGAUUACAUUUGUUUUAUGCGGAAUGUUGUCCUUAUUGAUUUUCUAGCAUAUUACAUUUUUUGACGGUAAUAUUAUAAAGUAAGGUAGCUGCAUAUUUCACAAGUUAGUAAAUAAUAUAUCAAAUACAAAACAGAAAUGAAAGUCAUUGCUGUUUCUAAAAUUUGU
Molecule: messenger RNA, 1098 nt
Organism: Colletes gigas
Lineage: Eukaryota; Metazoa; Arthropoda; Insecta; Hymenoptera; Colletidae
Gene: KdelR
Product: ER lumen protein-retaining receptor
Exons: 3
Coding region: 89-727 (212 amino acids)
Biological process (GO): endoplasmic reticulum to Golgi vesicle-mediated transport; protein retention in ER lumen
Cellular component (GO): cis-Golgi network; membrane; endoplasmic reticulum
Molecular function (GO): ER lumen protein retrieval receptor activity
Source: RefSeq, a predicted model, not a curated record